Saccharomyces cerevisiae S288C is the source of this 1200-nucleotide messenger RNA. RefSeq names its product ubiquitin-protein ligase peroxin 12 (gene PEX12). The record is from RefSeq and is marked reviewed. Lineage: Eukaryota; Fungi; Ascomycota; Saccharomycetes; Saccharomycetales; Saccharomycetaceae. Gene Ontology annotation, molecular function: zinc ion binding. Gene Ontology annotation, biological process: protein ubiquitination; protein import into peroxisome matrix; peroxisome organization. The transcript has a single exon. The coding region runs from base 1 to 1200 and encodes 399 amino acids. Gene Ontology annotation, cellular component: peroxisomal membrane.
AUGAGCUUUUAUUCAAACCUACCGUCUGCAGGACAAUCUAGUCGAGGGUCUUCAACAAGCGGUCGAAAUGGGGUGGGAUUAGAACCAUUGUAUCCGACUAUCUUUGAGAUAAUGUCAUCACAAGAAAUCGAUUCGUUACUGCCCGCAUCCAUCCGUUAUCUACUGGCAAAUCAUUUAGUGGCGAACUUCCCUAACAGGUAUACUUUGCGGCUGAACAAGUACUUUUUUGAGUGGUUUCAAGCGAUAAAAGGGUUUGUUGAAUGGUAUCAUCUAAAGACAUACAAUUCUACGUUUAUUGAUCGGUUUUAUGGAUUGCAACUAUUUAGUUCGAGGGACAGAAAUCUUGCCUUAACACAAUGUUUAAAUCCAAAGGGCCAGAGUGAAUGGCCCCAAGGUUUGCAGCUGAAUCAACAGCAAAAGAGUGUUAUUUUUUUGGAAAAAAUUAUUCUCCCCUAUAUCACAGCGAAGUUGGAUGAAAUAUUAGAGAAAAUAUCAAUGAAUAAUAUAUUCAGCAGCGAUGAAACUGAAAAUAAAUGGCCCAAGAGAGCGUUUCUAAGAAUUUAUCCAUUUAUUAAGAAAUUAUUAGCGUUAUCCAAUUUACUCGUUAAAUUAUUAUUUUUAACUAAAAGAACAGGGUCGGUUUCCUUGUUGCAAUACUUAUUCAAGAUAGAGUACACAACGGUAAGACCACUAUCGUCAGAACUCUCUGGUCUCAAAGAGACGAAAGGGAUGGAUAAUAGGCUAAGGAAAACAAAUAUAUCGUCAAUUUUCGCGCUAAUGCAAGGACAAUUAUCGAUUAUACCCAGAUUUUUAACAUUUAUGGGUUCGCAAUUCUUCCCCACUUUUAUAUUUGUCCUAAGAGUGUACCAAUGGUGGACCACACAAGACAUGACUACUAAAUUGCAGAAAAGGGUCAAUGACUUGGAUGAAGAUAUUCCAAGGCCGCCUUUCUCCUCACAUAGUGACAAAACGGAAGAUAAAGAGGGAGUUUCUGAGGCCUGUCCCGUUUGCGAAAAAACUGUACAAAACCCCUGUGUAUUGGAAACAGGAUACGUGGCAUGCUACCCGUGUGCCAUAAGCUAUUUGGUUAAUAAUGAAGGCCAUUGUCCCGUUACCAAUAAAAAGCUGCUGGGUUGUACAUACAACAAACACACGAAUAAAUGGGAAGUUGUGACAGGUAUUAGGAAGCUACUAAUCUGA